Colletotrichum spaethianum is the source of this 2289-nucleotide messenger RNA. RefSeq names its product serine/threonine-protein kinase PAK 5. The transcript has 5 exons. Gene Ontology annotation, biological process: intracellular signal transduction; protein phosphorylation. NCBI's taxonomy places the organism in Eukaryota, Fungi, Ascomycota, Sordariomycetes, Glomerellales, Glomerellaceae. Bases 1 to 2289 code for a protein of 762 amino acids. Gene Ontology annotation, molecular function: protein serine/threonine kinase activity; ATP binding. The record is from RefSeq and is a predicted model, not a curated record.
AUGGCUACCCCGUCUCCUGCCCGCGAUCCUCCCAAGGAGGAAUCACAAGUCCCAGGUACAAACGCCCUUUCCUUCCGUCUGUUCCGGCGCAACCCCGCCCUCGAAAUCUCUCGCAACACGCCCGACAACACCAAUGUCGACAAAGACAAGAUGCCCCCUCAAGAUGCGCCCGCCGUCCGCUUCGCUUCUUCCGUCCAGGAAAUCACCCCGACCGUCACCACGACAUCACCGACGGAUACACAGUCUCCCACCGACGCCGCUACCGGAGCCUCCUUGGCCGAAGUUACGCCAGAGGACCUGAGAGCCCUUUCCAAGUCCCUUCAAGGCGCACCGUUGCAGCAGCGUCGGAUGAAUGUCUUUGGCUUUGAACCAUACUCGCUACCUGCAUCUCGCGUCUGCUCACGAGAAGACGAGUCCGAUAACAGCAGGCUACCGACCCCGAACUCCAGUGGGCCAAGAUCGCCGCGUUUUGGUCCGGCACAUCCGAUGCAGUCACCUCCUCUGACCCCGGCGGGGACUGAUCCCUCAGACCCGGCAGCAAAGAAGAACGGGGAUCAGAGUGAGGAUGGGAAACCCUCCUCGAGCGAGCCCUCGGUCAUCACUCCCCAAGCAUCUUCUUCACAGGAUUCACCGCCAUCAUCGACCAGAAAGUCCUUGCCUAUCCGAGGCAAAUCGAACGAAGAGGUCGCUACACGGUCAGCGUCUGCCGAGGACCGAGACUAUGACACGAGGUCCCACAGGAAGGGCAUGUUUUCUGUCGGCCCAGGAGGAUCAGUACCGGUUUCGCGAGAGUCCAGUCCCUCUCGAGCCUCUCUGUACUACUCCAAGCCCAUGACGCCGGGCGGAGACGCCAACGAUCCUUACGCCGCUCACAAACGUCAGCCGCCGCCAUCGCACCCUCAGCGGGGCCAGAUUGACUCGAGAUUUGUGUUUUCGCGCAGAAAGAACAAGCAUGGGUCGCCGUCCGGCUCGACGUCGAGCUUGGGCCGAGCAAACGACAAGCGGCAUUCGGGCCUUCUGGGUAACCUAAAGGGCCACGGCGAUGAGCUGCAGGUCCCUCAUGACGAUUCAGCAAGCAUCUCGAGCAGGCAAGGCUCGUUUGCAGACCUCAAGAGGUUCUUCAAGGUUGGCGGGCAUCACAAGAUGAAGAGAGAAGCCUCACCCUCCUCUGUUAGGUCUGGCGCCAGAACCCCACCUACGAGAGGGUCGCAACAUCAACUGCCCUUCGGAGAUGACCAUGGACUUUCUUCCAAGUAUGGAAAGCUCGGCAGGGUGCUUGGGUCAGGCGCUGGAGGAUCUGUCAGGUUGAUGAAGCGAAGUGAAGAUGGCGUUGUUUUCGCUGUCAAGGAGUUCCGGCCGAGACAUUCUUACGAAACCGAAAAGGAGUAUGUCAAGAAAUUGACGGCCGAAUUCUGUGUCGGAUCGACUCUGCACCAUGGCAACGUCAUCGAGACAUUGGAUAUCCUCCAGGAGAAGGGCAAGUGGUACGAGGUCAUGGAGUACGCUCCGUACGACCUCUUUGCCUGCGUCAUGACAGGCAAAAUGACGCGUGAGGAAGUCGGCUGCUGUUUCUUGCAGAUCCUCAACGGCGUAACGUAUCUCCACAGCAUGGGUCUUGCGCACAGGGACUUGAAGCUUGACAAUGUUGUGGUCAGUGAGCAUGGCAUCAUGAAGAUUAUCGACUUUGGCAGUGCUCAUGUCUUCAAAUACCCCUUUGAGAACGACAUUGUACUCGCCUCAGUCCUAGGCAUUGUGGGUUCUGACCCUUACCUGGCCCCUGAGGUCUAUGACGAGCGAAAAUUCCCCUGGAAGGUCCCUCGCAUGACGGACAACUCAUUCAAACUGUUCGCAGCGGAGCCGACACCGGGCCACGACCCCAAGAAGCUCAUCAUGCCGUCCAAGUCGGCCAACGAUCUCGCAAACACACCACAGAGAGACAUCUUUGAGGACGGCAAGCAUCAAGUUAGCAAACCUGAGCCGAAGGAAGCCGAAGGUCAGGCGUCGCAGGGAAACUCGACACAAAGCUCAACUCGUGCCGAUGGGCAGCAAACAGAGAAGAAAGAGGUCAUACGGGGCCCUUGGCGGAUCUUGCGCCUGCUUCCUCGCGAGUCUCGGCACAUCAUCGGACGUAUGCUUGAGAUCAAGGUCAAGGAGCGGGCAACAAUGCAAGAAAUCCUGGAUGAGCCGUGGGUUGCGAACACGGUCAUCUGCCAGCAACCAGAGCCAGGCCGGGUGAUUCACGCCGAGGAUCACGUCCACACUCUUGAGCCACCACAACCCCCCAAAUAG